Messenger RNA from Tripterygium wilfordii, 2944 nucleotides. Its product is annotated as rhamnogalacturonan I rhamnosyltransferase 1-like. Gene Ontology annotation, cellular component: cytoplasm. The record is from RefSeq and is a predicted model, not a curated record. NCBI's taxonomy places the organism in Eukaryota, Viridiplantae, Streptophyta, Magnoliopsida, Celastrales, Celastraceae. The coding region runs from base 850 to 2322 and encodes 490 amino acids. The transcript is spliced from 8 exons.
AUCAAACGGUGCGCACUGCACUGCACGGCACGGCACGGCACGGCACAACCACAUCCCUGGCCUUCGUCGUCGUCGUAGCAGCCGCUCGUUCUCUUUGUCGCUCUAUAUUUUUUUCUUGCAAUCGCAUUACCAUCAUGGCCGGCGUGUUCCUCCGGUACUAAUCGAUGAGAUCAUAUUCGAAAUUGCAUCUCAUUUGAUUUGAAUUGGUGUUAUUCAACUAAGUUGUAUAGUUGCUGGAUUCGAGAUCGGCGGUCUCCUUUUGCCGGAUUUGAGAUCGGCUGUCUCCAAAAAAAACCGAUUUCUUCUUGUUCUUCGAUAAUUGCUGGGUAGUUUCUCUAUACUGUUUUUGUACAUCUUCUUCAUGGGCCAAUUAGACAACCCUAAAAACCAAUCCAUCUCACUACACUAGGCCCAAACCUAUCAGGUGAGACCCGAGUCAAACCUGCCUAUCAACCAACUGGGUUGGUGACAAUUAGCGAAUUGGAGAAGGGGUUGUUCUGGUUGAAAGUUCCAGUUGUUGAGGUGUUUUCGAUGGGAUUUGGCAAAUGUUUGGGAUAUUUCUGUUUCGAUUAUAGGUUUCUAUUUGUGGCAAUUUCGGAUCUCUAUCAGUCUUGAGCUUAACAAGGAAAGUAGCUUUUGUGCUAAUAUUCCUGGUGUUUUCUUUCCUUUAAUUAUCAAAUCUAGAGUUUCGUUGUUUGCGUCCGAGAUACUUUUUUCGCCUGCAUUGGCGAAAUUGAAUUGGGAAACAAAUUGUGGUGUUUGUUUGUUUUGGUUGGUGUGAUGAGGAGGGAUGUGCGGGGUAGAGAGGGGUGGUGAAAGGAAUUGUGAGGUUAUUCUCAAAAAAAAAAAAUGAAAGGAGAGAGCAGAAGAGUGGUGGCGGAGAAGGUGAAGAGCGGUUCGAGGUCAAAAAUGAAGCUUUGGAUGAUACGUGCCACCACGUCGGUGGUGCUGUGGACUUGCGUGGUACAGUUGACGACGUUGGGGGAGAUGUGGGGGCCUAGGGUUUUGAAGGGAUGGCCAUCUUGCUUCUUGCAGGAUUCUGCCGCCGUGUUAGAGGAUAAGGUUCCUAUCUUGGCCGCCCCGGUUCUGCCACCCAAGCGGGUUUAUAAGAACAAUGGAUAUCUUAUGGUUUCAUGCAAUGGAGGUCUCAAUCAGAUGAGAGCAGCGAUAUGCGACAUGGUUGCUAUUGCAAGGUAUUUAAAUGUCACACUUAUUGUUCCUGAGCUGGAUAAGACAUCCUUUUGGGCUGAUCCCAGUGAGUUCCAAGACAUAUUUGAUGUGGAUCAUUUCAUUACAUCGUUGAGAGAUGAAGUUCGAAUAUUGAAAGAAUUGCCUCCCAGGCUUAAGAGGAGAAUGGAACUAGGAGUGAUUCGUACAAUGCCACCAGUUAGUUGGUCUGAUAUAUCUUACUAUCGUAACCAGGUCCUUCCUCUUAUACAAAAGUACAAAGUUGUGCAUCUUAAUAGAACUGAUACUCGACUUGCCAAUAAUGGUCAACCUUUGGAGCUUCAGAAGUUGCGCUGCCGUGUAAAUUUUAGUGCUCUGAGAUUCACUUUGCAGAUAGAGGAAUUAGGCAAAAGGGUUGUCAAGCUUUUGAGGCAGAAUGGCCCUUUCCUGGUACUCCAUCUUAGAUAUGAAAUGGACAUGUUGGCAUUUUCGGGCUGCACACAAGGUUGCAACCAUGAGGAGGUAGAAGAGUUGACAAGAAUGAGAUAUGCUUAUCCAUGGUGGAAAGAGAAAAUUAUAAAUUCUGACUUGAAAAGGAAAGAUGGUUUGUGCCCCUUGACGCCUGAAGAAACUACUCUAACGUUGAGGGCAUUGGACAUCGAUCCGGAUAUCCAGAUCUAUAUUGCAGCUGGUGAAAUUUAUGGUGGAGAAAGGAGAAUGGCUACUCUUGCCUCGGCAUAUCCUAAAUUGGUCAGAAAGGAAGUACUGUUGGAACCAUCAGAUCUUAGGUUUUUCGAGAAUCACUCAUCUCAGAUGGCUGCUCUGGAUUAUAUUGUUUCUUUAGAAAGUGACAUUUUUGUUCCUACAUAUGAUGGAAACAUGGCUAAAGUUGUCGAAGGACAUCGGAGGUUCCUGGGUUUCAAAAAAACGAUUUUGUUAGAGAGACGGUUUUUGGUUGAUCUGAUAGAUUGUUACAAUAUGGGAUCACUGAGUUGGGAUGAGUUCUCAUCAGCUGUAAAAGAAGCUCAUGCAGAUCACAUGGGGACUCCAAGGAAACGGCUGGUUAUUCCUGACCGACCUAAAGAAGAGGACUACUUCUAUUCCAACCCAGAAGAGUGUUUAGAACCAUCACAUGAUCUGUUGAGUAGUACGUGAUUUUUACAUGAGAAGAUAAUUAUAUUUAUCUGUGUCAUUUGAAUUGGAGUACCUAUUUCAAAACAGAUCCGAGGACAGUUCUCUACAAAGAGGUAUAGUAAUUCUGAAGGUUUUGUCCUUGAAACUUGAAAGCAGAUGGAGAGGAUAAAUAGGGAUGGUAUAUUGUGCCUGAUGACUGAUGGGCCACACAAGGAAGCUACUGGAAGGGUGUUGUCAACUUUGAUAAAGACAAUUGUGCAAUGCAUGUAUUGAAGGUACCCUGCCAUUAUUGGGGUUAUGAAGAUUAAAGACUUGGAAGUUGGAACAUUGAAGUACAAGCUUGGUUUAGCGGACUGGACCCGUAAAAGGUUAAUCCCUCGACCUACAUGUAUUUUGUUGUUGAUUGGAUUGACUCCAGCUUGUGAUUUUAUUUUUUUUUUUGCAUAUAUUACCUUCGUAAAAGUUUAGGCAUUCAGAAAAUUGAGGUAGAAAUCAUUGUUCUUCCUUAUUUCCCCCUCUUCCCAGUGUACUCAACUAUUACUGGAAAUGAUACCAAGUCUAGACUGCAUAUUCUCUGCAGGAAUCCCGUCUGGAUGAUUAGAUUUGUAGGAGAAAUGUUAAUGAGAGGUUGUUUGUGUACUAA